Molecule: messenger RNA, 891 nt
Organism: Episyrphus balteatus (marmalade hoverfly)
Lineage: Eukaryota; Metazoa; Arthropoda; Insecta; Diptera; Syrphidae
Product: clathrin light chain-like
Exons: 2
Coding region: 158-754 (198 amino acids)
Biological process (GO): clathrin-dependent endocytosis; intracellular protein transport; clathrin coat assembly
Cellular component (GO): plasma membrane; clathrin coat of trans-Golgi network vesicle; clathrin coat of coated pit
Molecular function (GO): structural molecule activity; clathrin heavy chain binding
Source: RefSeq, a predicted model, not a curated record
CUAGCACAAAAGUCCCAUGCAAGACUGCGUUUAUAUCUUGUGUCAAAAACCAAAUAUAUUUUUUAUUGUUCUGCGUCAUCUUUUUGGAUAAAAUAAUUUAUAGAAAAAACGUAAACUAUAAAACUUAUUUAGCAGCAAACUGAUAAAACGCCCUACAAUGGAUUUUGGUGAUGAUUUUGAACCCAAAGAUGUCGAUCCAGCAGCUGAAUUUUUGGCUCGUGAACAAAGCGCUCUGGCUGGCUUAGAGGACGAGGUCCUGCCACCAGCACAAGACACUUUGUUACAAGACAGCGUUAAUACAGGUGGUGUCGGUCUCGAGUCGUCGACAGGCAGUUUCGAAAUCAUCCAAAAUGUAGGCGAACCAAUUGAUUCCGGGUCGCAACCAGCUGUAGCCCGUGUUGAACCUGAAAAAAUUCGCAAAUGGCGUGAAGAACAAAAGACUCGUCUGGAAGAAAAAGACAAGGAAGAAGAACGAAAAAAAGAAGAGCUUCGUCUUCAAGCUAAGGUUGAGUUGGAAGACUGGCUGAGGCAAACUGAAGAAUCAAUUGCCAAGACUAAAGCUGCAAGUCGGGGAGCUGAGAAGCAGGAUUCUUUUGAAAAUGGAGAUAUAGAACCAGGAACUGAAUGGGAGCGUAUUGCAAAACUAUGCGACUUUAAUCCAAAGUCAAAUAAAUCUGGCAAAGACGUCUCACGAAUGCGUUCGAUUUAUCUUCAUCUCAAACAAAAUCCAAUUCAGACCCAAAAGAAUAUUUGAAAUUGAAAAAUACCUAAACUUUCAACAUUCUAUUAAAAGUAUGAACUUAUCAAUAUGAAAUUAAAAUAGGUACCUAUUCAUUAUAUUUGUUAUUCAAGAACUUGAAUAAAAUUAUGUACAGAACAUUGGUACAUGAA